AUGAGCGCCCGUCUCUCGGGACAAGCUGAGCCUGGCGAUCUGCCGUGUCAGGGAGUCGAGCAGCUCAUUCACAAGCUUUCUGGUGGAAUGGGCAAGAUCAAGCCUUCGCAGAUCAAAAAGAUCUACAAGCGCUUCGGGGAUAUCGAUGUCGACAAAAGCGGAGCCAUCGAUUACGAGGAGUUCAUCCAGGCCAUGGACAUGGAGGACACCAACAUUGCGAGGGAAGACAAAGACGACCCGGCGGCGACGACGACUGCUAAUACCACCAUCGACUAUCCUUCCCACUGUGACCGCCUCCUGCUCUUGGGCAGCUAG
This is a messenger RNA of Symbiodinium sp. CCMP2456, 315 nucleotides long. The record is from the annotation of a GenBank genome assembly. NCBI's taxonomy places the organism in Eukaryota, Dinophyceae, Suessiales, Symbiodiniaceae.